Messenger RNA from Leptopilina heterotoma, 1077 nucleotides. RefSeq lists its product as uncharacterized. Lineage: Eukaryota; Metazoa; Arthropoda; Insecta; Hymenoptera; Figitidae. The coding region runs from base 1 to 1077 and encodes 358 amino acids. The record is from RefSeq and is a predicted model, not a curated record. The transcript has 3 exons.
AUGGAGGACGACUUGCUAAGUAUUGCAAAACCAAUUGUUUAUGAUGAAUCCAUUGCUCAUUAUGAAGUCCAUGCUCAUUUACCAUAUGCUUCAUCAACAUUCAAUAAUAGUGAUGAAAUUCGAAUUGCUGUUCAAAAUCAAGACCACUGUCUUUUACCAGGAAAAAACUCACUUCAUAUACAAGGAAAAUUAACAAAAGAAAAUGGGACACCAGUCACCAAUACUAGGCUUAUCAUGAACGCCAUCUGUCAUUUAUUUGAGGAAGCUCGUUAUGAGCUAAAUGCUGUGGAAAUUGAUAAAAACAAAAAUGUCGAAAAUGCAGGUUGGUUUCCCACAUGUGAUGCAAAUACUCCAUUAGCUGAUAAUAAUGGUAAUUUUGAUAUUUCAAUUCCACUAAGCGUUAUUUUUGGUUUUGCUGAGGAUUAUCAAAAAAUUAUUGUAAACGCGAGACAUGAAUUCAUUUUAACAAGAUCGAGAAAUGAUGUUAAUGCAAUUUUGCAAACUGCUGAGGAACUUGUGAAAAUUUCCAUUGAUAAAAUUGAAUGUUUUCGAACCUGGGAAUUAUAUGAAUAUCCUCUGCUACCAACAACCGCGAAUCAUGUGUGGACUGUUAAAACAUCAACGCAAUUAGAAAAACCUCGUUUUGUAAUUCUAGGCUUUCAAACAAACCGAAAAAAUGUAACAACGCGAAAUGCUAGUCACUUUGAUCAUUGUAGAAUUACAAAUGUUAAAUUAUUUUUAAACAGUCAGUGCUAUCCAUAUGGUAAUCUUAACCUUGAUUUAGAUAAAAAACAUUAUGCUGUACUGUAUGAAAUGUAUACAAACUUUCAAGCUAGUUACUAUGAUAAAGAAUGUCAACCAUAUUUAACGAAAGGUGAAUUUCUCGAUUUUGCACCAUUAAUAGUAAUUGACUGUUCAAAGCAAAAUGAAUCUCUAAAAUACGGCCCUGUUGACAUUCGACUUGAAUUUGAAGCGAAAGAAAAUUUUCCUAAUCAAACAUCUGCAUAUUGUCUCAUUUUGCAUGACAGAGUAGUAGAGUACAGACCAAUCAGUGGUGGAGUAAAAAAAAUCAUUUAA